AUGAGUUCACAGAAGAAGAGGAAUUUCCAGAUAGAGGCGUUUAAGCAUCGGGUGGUCGUGGAUCCGAAGUAUGCUGAGAAAACCUGGAAGAUAUUGGAGCAUGCGAUUCACGAGAUUUAUAAUCAUAACGCCAGUGGCCUUAGUUUCGAAGAACUUUACAGGAAUGCAUACAACAUGGUCCUCCACAAAUUUGGAGAAAAGUUAUACUCAGGACUCGUGUCAACCAUGACUUUACACCUAAAAGAAAUAGCAGCAUCAGUUGACGCAUCACAAGGCCCAUUAUUUCUAGAAGAACUCAACCGAAAAUGGAUGGAACACAACAAAGCACUACAAAUGAUCCGCGACAUACUAAUGUACAUGGACAGAACCUUCAUUCCUAGUACACACAAAACCCCAGUCCACGAACUCGGUCUCAACCUAUGGCGCGAUAACAUCAUCCACUCAAUCAACAUCCAAACACGCCUCAAAGACACACUCCUUGAAAUUGUCCAAAAAGAAAGAGGUGGUGAAGUCAUCAACAAAGGCUUAAUGAGAAACAUAGUCAAAAUGUUAAUGGAUUUGGGUCCCACAGUCUACCAAAACGACUUUGAAAAACCGUUUCUUGAUGUCUCCGCUACUUUCUACCGUGGUGAAUCCCAACAGUUCAUCGAAUGUUGUGAUUGUGGGGAUUAUCUGAAGAAAGCCGAAAAACGUCUGAAUGAAGAGAUUGAAAGAGUGUCGCAUUAUCUUGAUGCGAAAAGUGAAGUGAAAAUAACAAAUGUUGUCGAAAAGGAAAUGAUUGAAACCCAAAUGACGCGAUUGGUUCACAUGGAGAAUUCGGGAUUGGUUAACAUGAUUGUGGAUGAUAAGUACGAGGAUUUAAGCAGAAUGUACAACUUGUUCCGGAGAGUUCCGACUGGGUUAAUGUUGAUACGCGAUGUCAUGACUUCUCAUAUCCGGGAAACUGGGAAACAACUUGUGACGGACCCCGAGCGGUUGAAAGAUCCGGUUGAUUUCGUGCAACGAUUACUCGAUGAAAAAGAUAAACACGAUAAAAUCAUUAAUCUCGCGUUUAACAACGAUAAAACAUUCCAAAACGCGUUGAAUUCAUCGUUUGAAUAUUUUAUAAAUUUGAACCCGAGGUCGCCCGAAUUCAUCUCCUUGUUUGUUGAUGACAAGCUUAGAAAAGGUCUGAAAGGGGUAAGUGAAGAGGACGUGGAGAUCGUGUUGGAUAAAGUCAUGAUGCUCUUCCGUUACUUACAGGAAAAAGACGUGUUUGAAAAAUACUACAAACAACAUUUAGCAAAAAGACUUCUAUCCGGAAAAUCCGUGUCAGAAGAUGCAGAAAGAAGCCUGAUUCUAAAGCUGAAAACCGAAUGCGGGUAUCAGUUCACUUCAAAACUAGAAGGAAUGUUUACCGAUAUGAAGACAUCUCAAGAUACAAUGCAAGGGUUCUAUGAAGCGAUGGGGCCCGCGUUAUCCGACGGGCCCACACUCACGGUUCAUGUUCUAACAACCGGGUCAUGGCCCACUCAAUCCACCACCACCUGCAACCUCCCACCCGAGAUCCUAUCUGUAUGCGAUAAAUUCCGUACGUAUUACCUCGGGACCCACAAUGGGCGCCGGCUGACGUGGCAAACAAACAUGGGGUCCGCGGACAUCAAAGCGACAUUCGCUAGAGGACAAAAACACGAACUCAACGUGUCCACAUACCAAAUGUGUGUCCUAAUGCUUUUCAACAAUGCGGACCGGUUGAGUUACAAGGAGAUCGAACAGGCGGUUGAGAUACCCGCGAUGGAGCUGAAACGGUGUCUACAGUCGUUGGCGUGUGCCAAGGGUAAAAACGUCCUUAGAAAAGAACCGAUGAGUAAGGAUAUUGGGGAAGAUGAUGAGUUUUACUUUAAUGACAAGUUUAGUAGCAAGUUUUAUAAGGUGAAGAUUGGGACGGUGGUGGCUCAGAAGGAAUCGGAACCGGAAAAGCAGGAGACGAGGCAGAGGGUGGAGGAGGACCGGAAACCGCAGAUUGAGGCGGCGAUUGUGAGGAUUAUGAAAGCGAGGCGGGUGUUGGAUCAUAAUAAUAUUGUUGCUGAGGUUACAAAGCAGUUGCAAUCGAGGUUUCUGCCAAAUCCUGUUGUGAUUAAGAAGAGGAUUGAGUCGCUUAUUGAGAGGGAGUUUUUGGAGAGGGAUCGGGAGGAUAGGAAGUUGUAUCGGUAUUUGGCUUGAAGAAUAAUAAGAAUAAAAUGGCCAUGUGGUACUGUUUUCUAUGAUUUCAGUUUCUUUUGGUGGUGGAAAGUGGAUUGUUUGGCUUCAGGGAUUGGAUUUGUUGUUGAAAUGGAUAUGGAUAUGGAUGCAGAUUUAGUUUCAAGUAAUUGUGUUUUGAUAAUUUCUAUUUAUUUUGGUUGUGUUAUUAUUUGG
Messenger RNA from Lactuca virosa, 2394 nucleotides. The record is from the annotation of a GenBank genome assembly. Lineage: Eukaryota; Viridiplantae; Streptophyta; Magnoliopsida; Asterales; Asteraceae.